Molecule: messenger RNA, 4672 nt
Organism: Stegastes partitus (bicolor damselfish)
Lineage: Eukaryota; Metazoa; Chordata; Actinopteri; Pomacentridae
Gene: vps37c
Product: VPS37C subunit of ESCRT-I
Exons: 6
Coding region: 434-1513 (359 amino acids)
Biological process (GO): protein targeting to vacuole; protein targeting to membrane; ubiquitin-dependent protein catabolic process via the multivesicular body sorting pathway
Cellular component (GO): ESCRT I complex
Source: RefSeq, a predicted model, not a curated record
GACCGUAGAUGCUUCCAAAAAUGGCGGAGGUUUCUGUCAGUGUGGAGUGAAACUUUGCUAUUUUUAGUCGAAUUUCCUCUGUUCUGUAAUAUAUUCUGCGAACUGCUGUCGUCUGUUUAAUACAGUAAGUAUUACCGGGAUACGGAGACGUUUGACGGUCAUCGUCAGGGCCGAGCGGCGCCAUUCUGAGCUCCGUUUUUGAUCGCCAAAUCGUUGGGCUUCCCUCGAAGUUGACGGUGGCUGAGUGCCUGACAUUGCGAUCAUACCGACUGCUGUUGUCAUCAGAUAGCUCAACGCGGAACCGUCAGGUCGGAGAUCCUGAGGACGUGUCACGUCACCUGUCAGUGGAAAUAAAUAGGUGGUGUUGGAUGUCACCACCGCUCAGUGUCGCACUGAAUUUGGUUUGCUAGCACCGUCCAUCCUGGCAAAUCAAAUGGAGAAGCUCCAGGACCUCAGCCAAUCGGAGCUGCAGGAGCUGCUGGACAACCCGGAGAGGGUGGAGUCUAUGGCUCUGGAGUCUGACGAGAUCCAGAACAUCCAGCUGGAGAGAGAGAUGGCAUUGGCGUCAAAUCGCAGCCUGGCUGAACAAAACCUGGACAUGAAACCUCGUUUGGAGACACAGAAGGAGGUGCUGGUCGAGAGAUAUUCUCAGCUAGAAGCUGUCAGAGAAACCUACAGACAACAUUGCUCCCUGAGAGAUGGGAUGGUGGGUCAAGUGUCUCCAGAGGCGUUGUUCUCAAGACUACAGACAGAGGGCGGCAAAACAGAGGCAGAGUCAGAGGCUCUAGCUGAUGAGUUUCUGGAGGGGUGUCUGCCGUUAGACUCCUUCCUCGACCGUUUUCUCUCCCUGCGCUCUCUCGCUCACAAAAGACGUGUGCGAAUAGAGAAACUCCAGGAGAUUCUACGACAGAGAAGUGAGGGCAAUCCCACUGCCAUGACGUCAUCAGCAGGCAUCAGCCAGGACCCUGCCACCACGCCCUCGCCAUGGAAUCAACACACGACAACGGCAUCGACAACAAAUCAGCAGCAGCCGAACUCCAAACCUCAGUCCACCAACUACCAAAACGCCUCUCAGUCAGCCUCCUCGUCUGCAGGGGGCGCCUCUGGGCUCCCCUACAGCCCAUACCCUGUCUCCCCACCGAACCCUGCCCCUGCGGUGGCAGCAGCAGGCUCAGUCCCAGCUAACCCCCCAUCACAGUUCACUCCUUACCCAGGUUCAGGCUCCUCCUUCACCCCAACAGGGAGCUACUCUGGCCCAAGGCCUGCUUUUGGGCCUCCAGCUUCAGCUGCCUGUCCUUACCCAACUCAGCCCUCGUUUCCUGCCCCACACGUCGGCUCAGCAUUUGGCCAGUACACCCCCAACCACCCCCAGAGCGGCCCUGCUCCUUACCCAGCCUCCUACAGCUACGGGGGUUACAGCUACCCAGCGGGGCCCAACUAUUCCAAUUCUCAGUCGCCAACGGGGAGACCCAUCUACAGACCAGGAUACGGAGUUCCACAGCAGUACUCCUGAAAGCACUAAUGCUCCUCUCUCUCUCAGUUCUUCUGAAUUCUUCCCCUCUUUGCUGUUUCACCCUUUUCGCUUCCCUCCCUCAACUCCACUCUCCCUGUCCUGACUCCAUACCCCGCUCCCCUACCGUGACUCUUCCUUUCUCCUAUGCUCCCCCACUCAAGAGGUCUCUUGCUUUACUUAUCUUUGUUGCACUAUUUCUCUCUUUCUCUAGCAGUCUGUCUCUCUGUCUUUCUCUCUUUCCUUUUUCCUUCCACUGUCACCCCUUCAACCCACUAACUCGCCCUCACUAGUCUCAGGUUGUUGCGUUGUGUUUAAGUGUACAACACUUUAUCUGGCCCUUCAUGUACUCACUCUUACCUCUGUCCAUUUUUCCCCUCCUUCUUCCUCUUCCAUUUCCAGUGUGUGUAUUGCUAUUUGGCAAUCAGAAAGUCCUUAUAAACACACAAGUGCACUCCCCUUUAUGACAAACACAUGACAAAAAUCGGUCUUUGUAACACUACAUCAGUUUUAAAUAGCUGUCUGACUGAGUCUGUCUGGUGCACAUUGUUUUUCAUCAACACUGUCUGCACUGAGAAAAUGGCCCCUUUUGGAAGGUUUUUUUUUUUUUGACUCAUGGAUUUAAAUAAUUGUAUUUAAAAUGGAAAAGCGAAUGGCUGGCACAAAGUACAACUCUCAUGUUAAGUUAAUAUAAUGUGCACGAUUUUGUGGGAUCCAUAGUCCCAGCUGUAGCUGCCUGGUUUAUCAGCUCUUCCAGUGGCAGGUCUUUAUGCACAAUAACCUGUGGGCAACGGGCUGAAAUGCCACCAGUAAAUCCAGAAUCUCAGAGUCACACUUUGUUUUCUUUAACCUAAGAACCUUCUGUUUGCUUUGCUUUGUUCCUUUCCUCUGAUUUAACGUUGACAGGAAGUUGGCUGCAGCUUUGUGUCAGCAUCACUGUUACCCUUUCCAUCACUGUCAAGGCCCAGUAUCACCAGAAGCUGGUGCAGUGGAGUAUGCCGUUCCCAUUGCAUUUUGAUCCUCCUAAUUUUAUGUUUAUAGUUUUCACAUUAAAAAAAACGGAGUGGAAAUGCCAAAAAAUUAGAAAAAUCUUGAAAUAUCAUAAAAGACAUGUUUAGACUUUGCUGAGGAAACUUUCAUAAAAGCAAUAUAUGACACAGUGCAAUAGAAACAGAUGUAAACACUCCUAACAUUCAGUAAAAUGGACAGCAGUGGAUGGAAACAGGAAUUUACUUGGAUUUUUUUUUGCAAAUUUUUCUCAAAAUUCAGAUUUUUUUUUUGCAAAUUUUCUCAAAAUUCAGAUAUAAAUUUCAAACCUCAUUUGGACGGACGUCUAGCUUUUUACUGGGCUUGUUGGGGAAGUACUGGAGCUGAAGAGCUACCUGAUAACACACUAGCCAGGAAAUCACAGUUCUGAGCUAAGUUUCUUUUCUAAUUUCUCUGAUUUACGCCACCUGUUAAUUUGUUCUCAGGAUUGUUCAUCAUUUAAUAAAGAGUUACUGAUGAGGGAAACGCAUUAAAGGGUUGUUAACUAACAGGACUGUGUCAUAGCUGCACACUGUUCCUCUGUUGUAGAGUAGGUGACACAUGAGGCAGGACAAGUGGAUGAUAGCAUACAGCUAACAAAGCUGUAGGCCCUUGCUUGAUUUAAGACUCUGUUCACGUUAAAGUCAGCACUGGGUUCAGGGUGGAUCAGAGUUCUCCAAAGUUGAACUUGCUGUCGGUAGUGCUGUGACACUUGGCCUUGACACUGUUUGUUGUUAAACAGCUCAUAUUAAUAAUAGCACAGUGCCAGUCACAGGGUUGGAAAUGAUCUAAAGGCUACUAUAAACAACACUUUCUAGGUUCCCCUGUGUUUCCCACGGUGCCUGUCUGCCUAAGUUCAAGUCACAAAAAUAAGCCACUGUUUUGCUUCUAAAUAAAUGUUAAGUGAAAGUUUCAAACAGCAGCAUUAAAUAUUUUCUUUGGCCACUUGGGGGACAGCCAAACAAAAUGUGGAGGCGUGUGAUGACACAUAAAAACGAUAAAGUAAUUGUGUCUGUAAAGUUGUGUUUUCCGUAUCUAGCAGACACAGAUGAUUCAUGUUGAGUGUUUUUUUUAUUUAUCCAUCUUCCCAUUUUAGGUCCAGUACUCACUGUCUUUGCUCUGGUUUUGCAUCCAUUAGCUCCUGUGGGCAGGAUGUAGCAGAACUUUUUCACUGAUAACAAAUGCUGUUUUCUUAAAACACUGUCAUGCUGAGAGGAACAGCAGAGUUUGGCAGUGAUUUUUUUGUGGGUUCAACAGAGCAAGCAACACCUUUUACAUUACUAAUAGUUACCUGAUGCUCUAAACAUAGAGACUGGUGCAGCUUUAAGAAAUGGACGGGUCAUGAACAAACCUUUCUGUCUUGUGUGUAGUUAACUGAAGUUGUGAUACCUACCACAAGGUGUGUCUCUGUUACUUCACCAAGAUACAUUUUUUGCAGAAUUUGUUGCUGUCAAAAGCAGGUUGUUUGCUAGAACAUACAUUAUGCAACUUAAUGUAUGUUAGACACAUUGGAUUAGUUAAACAAAUGUCACCAGAUCAGGACUAAAGCGCUUCACCUUCAGAUUCUUGGGCUGUCGGCUGUUUUGGGAACCAAACGAGAUUGAGCCAUUCCCAGUGCUUAGAGCAGAAUAAAGUAGUUUUAAGUUGGUUAGAGGUGUUAGAAAUGAAACGUAGAGGGUCUAAUGAGGAUUUAGGGGACGUUAGGAGCAAUCUAUUUCUAUGGUAACACCCUAACUUUAGACACCAACGCCUCCUCAAAAACCUUUGUUGUUGACACACUAAGCUGAAUCAACAAACUUUUUAGUUCACAAUUUGUCUGCAUUCUUCACACCAACGACGUCAUCCCCCCUCCCCAGAGACUCAUCCCUUCAUCCUCCUUCCCUCCCUCCUCUCCACACCUCUCCUUCUCUCCAUAUCUGCUCGUUGAACAUGAACUGAUGCUUGACAGUGACGAUCCCAGAGGAAAAUAGUUUGAUUUCCCUCACGUUCACACUAUGAGUGAGAAUAAAUGUGGCAUGUGUAGUUUAUUGAAGUGAAAAAUAUAAAGGUUGGCGAUCAGUUUUGUGUCGAUUGAAUCAAUUCAAAUAAAACUGCAGUUGCAGUGAUGUGGGAUCAAUAAACUAUCCUCUCUCUAAA